AUGCCGAUUUUAAAUCGGGACAAUGUUGCUAUCGGUGUUGCACAAAUAAUUAAUAAAAAAACUGGUACACAUGAAUUCACAGCGAAAGAUAUUAAUGUUUUCCGAAAUUACUUGACAUUUUGUGGUCUUAGUUUAUCAAAUGCACAAUUAUUUGAAUUAUCUAUUCAAGAAUAUAAAACGAAUCAAGUAAGAUUUUGUUAUUCAUUCAUACAACAUAAACAAUUAAUGCCGUUGGGCAGACAAGAAGAAAUUCAGCGAACAACCGCUCGAUCUUCUUAUUCUUCUAAUUCUUUAUAUUUACUUUCAAACGAUAAUAAAAUAUACGAUAAUGGGCAAUUACAAGCAACAAAUAUUUUAUCAAAUAGUGAAACACAAAGAAAUACCGAGGAUCUCUCGCUUUUAGUCAGGCUUAAGCUUCUUCUGAAUUUAGCACGAAAUUUAUUUCGUGAACAAAAUGAUCUUGAACGUUUGGUACAUAAGAUAACAACUGAAUCGCAAGGUCUUAUGCAAUGUGCUCGUUGCUGUGUUUACAUAUUAGAUCGGGCAGUAACAUCAAAUAAACUUGAAGAUAUUCAUUUUUCCAAAGGAUUUGAUAUGACUUAUGGUGAAGAAUUUAAAGUAACAACAAAUGAUUUUCUUGAAAAUUCGCGAUAUGGUAAAAUUGCUUAUCAUGUUGCUACAACAAUGGAAACAGUUAAUUUAAAUGAUCUAAUGAAUGAUCAAGCUCUUGCACAUCUUUUAAUAUCAAAUGGUGAUGAUACAUUUGAAUUAAGAAAUAUUUUAUCUGUACCCAUUAUGGAUAGUGAUGGUCACGUUAUUGGUGUUUCUCAAGUGAUGAAUAAAUUAAAUGGAAGAAUUUUUACUGAAGAUGAUGUGGCAAUUAUUGAAGCCUUUUCAGUUUUUUGUGGUUUGGGUAUCCAUAAUACACGUCAAUAUGAAAAUGUUGUUCGUUUAACAGCAAAACAAAAUGUUGCUUUUGAAGUUUUAUCUUAUCAUGUAAUUGCACCUGAAGAAGAUGUUCAACGUGUUUCACAAAUUUGCGUACCUGAAGCAAAUCAAAUAAGAUUAUAUUCGUGGGAAUUCAAUGAUAUGAUUUUAACUGACGAUGAAACAGUUUUGGCUAGUGUAAGAAUGUUUAUUGAAUUAGAUUUACCGAAAACAUUUCGCAUACCAAAUGAUAUUAUAUGUCGAUGGGUAUUAAGUGUAAAGAAAAAUUAUCGACCGGUGAUUUAUCAUAAUUGGAGACAUGCUUUUAAUGUUGCACAAACUAUGUUUUCAAUGCUUACAACCGGUGGUAUGAAUGUCUGUAUGAGUGACUUAGAAUGUAUGGGUUUAUUGAUUGCAUGUUUAAGUCAUGAUCUUGAUCAUCGUGGAACAAAUAAUGCUUUUCAAGCAAAAGUUGAUGCACCACUUGCAAAAUUAUAUACAACAUCAACACUUGAACAUCAUCAUUUUGAUCAAUGUAUUAUGAUACUACAAACAGAAGGAAAUAAUAUUUUACAAGCAUUAUCUGCUGAUGAUUAUAAGUUAAUUGUUCGUUAUAUUGAAGCAGCUAUCGUAUCAACUGAUCUGGCGCUUUAUUUUCGAAAACGAGGCGAAUUCCAAAAAUUAGUCGAUGUUAAUGACGAGCAUUGGACAGAUCCUACAAAAAAAGAACUACUUAGAGGAAUGAUGAUGACAGGAUGUGAUGUAGCAGCUAUUUGUAAACCGUGGGAACUUCAACAAGUUGUUGCCAAAUUAGUUGCAAGUGAAUUUUUUCAACAAGGAGAUAUUGAACGAACUCAAUUGCAUGUUGAACCAAUUCCAAUGAUGGAUCGAGAGAAAAAAGAUGAAUUACCUAAAAUGCAAGUUGGCUUUAUUGAUUCGAUCUGUCUUCCACUAUAUAAAAUGCUUUCCGAUGUUGAUCCUGGUUUACAUCCACUUUUUGAAGGCUGUAAAAAGAAUCGUGACAAUUGGGAAAAAUUACAACAAGAACAUGAUAAACUCAAAUCAUUAUGGUCAGACAGUGCCUCUCAGGAAGUACUAAAAAAGAUAGUUGAAGCCUCAAAACCAGAAUUACAAGCAAAAAACUUGGUGCCAUCACAAUCAGAGUCAACAGCUUCAUUGAAAGUACUAAAAACUACUAAUGAAAAUUCUGUUACUGCUCCGGUAUCGAAUACCGACACUAAAUCUAUCAAUCGUGAGCAGCAAACAACAACGGUAACAGCACCAAUACUUGAUCCAGCACUUAUAACUACAAUACAUGCUAAUAAAGGCGCAAUUGAAACAAUACGUGGGCAAAUAACAGAAUUACGACAUGAUGUUGAUCAGUUACGUGCACUAGUUAAAAAUCGAAAACGAUCAGCAAUCAAUAAUACAAAUGCAACACAUAUUAUUACAAAUCAAGCUCAAUCACAAAUUCUUCCAUCCAUAUCAUCUCCACCGCCACCUUCAAACGGUACACGUCAUCAUGUUGAAUCAAAGUCCAAUACUAAUAAUGUUAAUCAAGCGUCAGUUUCCCAUCAUCACCACCAUCAUCAUCAUAUUGGACAGUCAGGUACAGCAGGACAUUCAUCUGUUUGCACCAUUAUAUAA
Rotaria socialis is the source of this 2574-nucleotide messenger RNA. The record is from the annotation of a GenBank genome assembly. Lineage: Eukaryota; Metazoa; Rotifera; Eurotatoria; Philodinida; Philodinidae.